Molecule: messenger RNA, 5077 nt
Organism: Amyelois transitella
Lineage: Eukaryota; Metazoa; Arthropoda; Insecta; Lepidoptera; Pyralidae
Product: claspin
Exons: 16
Coding region: 253-4875 (1540 amino acids)
Biological process (GO): mitochondrial unfolded protein response; mitotic G2 DNA damage checkpoint signaling; protein import into mitochondrial intermembrane space
Cellular component (GO): mitochondrial matrix; mitochondrial inner membrane
Molecular function (GO): ATP-dependent protein folding chaperone; protein-folding chaperone binding; ATP binding
Source: RefSeq, a predicted model, not a curated record
AACAGUUAUCCUAACCCUAAAACUAAAUAAGAACUAAAUGUGAAUUUCUUUCAAAUCUUUAUUUGGUAUAUGUGCAACUUUUUUUAUUAUUUCAGCAUAAAUGAUGUUUUAUAUGCAUUAAAUUAAAAGAAAUUAACAUAUUUUCUCUUCUCUUCCUUUUCCACAUAAACGAAGUAGUGUAAUGGUGUAUUAGUUUACUCUGAUAUUAAAAACAAUAAAUAGUAAAUUCAAAAUUGAUGAUUUUGAUAAAAAAUGGAAAACGAAUUUGGUGUGGAGUCAAUCAAACAAUUUCAUCAGUUAGAAAUCAAUAAAAAUAACCAUGUCGACAGUGAUCAUGGAGAUGAGGACUCCGAUACAGGUAUCAUCAAAAUAGUGAGGAAACGUUUACAACAAUUUUCUGAUAGUGAAAGUGAUAGGGACAAGAACAAUAAAGGUAAUAUUAGUAUUGAUAGUGAAGAUGAAUUACAGAGUUUAAGAAUACUGAAUCAAAAAGCAAAUACUACAAAGGUUAAUCAGAAUAGCAAUAGUGAAUCAGAUACAAGAGUGCACAAAAGUGAUCAUGAUGAUGUUAAUGGAGAUUUCAAUGAAAGUGGGAAGAAAAAAUUGCAACAAUUUUCUGAUAGUGAGAGUGAGGACAAAGAGAAUAAAGAAAGUGAUUCUUUAUCCUAUAAAAAAUAUUUGACAACUAAGAAAAGGGAGAAGUGCAGAAUAAUGAUAAAAAAUAGUGAUAGUAGUAAUUCUAGUGCAGAUGAAGCUAUGAAAAAUGAACAACAGCAGUUACGUAUGAAAAAUAAAAAGAAUAAGUUAAAAGAAAAAUUUAAAGGUUUGGUCACAUCAAGAUUAAGUGAUUCACAAAAAGAAAAGAUAGUCAAUUCUUAUAGUGAGAGUGAGUCUGAAAAGGAAAUUGAUAAAAAUGCUAAUAGUUCGGAGCAGUCAGACCAUGAAACAUCUAUUGAAAGAAUUAAACAGAUUAUCAAAGAUAAAUCAUCAACAUACAAGACUACAAUCUGUGAUCCUGACACUUCAGAUGAAGAAAACCACCCUAGAGCAAAAUCUAUGCCUCAUAAGAAGAAGGAGAGAAAAACUGCAAAGCUUACUUCACCAAAACCAGUUCGGAUGACUGCAAAGCAAGCUAUGGAAAACAUGAAAAAAAUUAAAAGUGAGUCCAACAGAAUGCUAAGAGAAAAAGAAGUUACUCUGCCAUAUCACAGGCCAAAAGCACUGUCUCUCAAAGACAUUAUGAGCAGAAGGAAGCCUGCUAUUGCAUCUGAUGGCAAAUCUUUACCAAUAAAAAUGAAUGAGGCACAGUUGAAACAAUAUGCAAAAUUGUUAGAGGAUAGACAAAAAGAAAUGAUGGAACUUUGUAAGAGUGACACAGAUGGUGACCCUGAGGAAAGUGAAGGUCAACCUGAAAAAUAUAUGGAAUCCAAUAACAGUCAAAUUGACACUCCAAAACCAUCUGAAAAUAAUGAUGAAUUGAAACAAACUCAGGAUACAGAAUUCGAGGAUGGUCAAAUAUUAUCAAAUGAUAAUGAAAAUGAUUUCAUUGAAACUAGUGCCAAUAUGGGGGCUAAUAUUCAAAUUCAAAAGAUGAUUAAUUCACCUCAAGAUGACAUUGAUAAAUCACAUGCUAAUGUUGAAUAUCAUAAAAAUAAAAGUUUGGUUAAUGAUACAAUUACUUCCAAAUCAGAAAAAAAUAAUGAUGUUGAAAACGAAGCUGAUAUUAAAUCGGAAGACUUAAUUAAAGUUGUCUCCAAAACAGCUGAUGAUAGUAUUAAUAGCAAUGCUUCUAAUGCAGAAAUGUCCUUAGUGUAUAAUGAUUCCAUUGAAGAACCUGAAACCUCAAAUGUAAAUUCUACAAGUGUUUCUAAUACAGGAGCAAAUAUAUCUUCUGAGAAAACUGGAAAGGAUGAUAACAAAGACUCAGAAAAGGAUAGUCAAUUAGUAUCUCUACAUUAUGACACAGAAAAUACUGAAGUUAACACUGAGAAUAUGGAAGUACAUGAAAAUGAAUCAAAACCAACCACCACCAAAGAUAUUAAUGACAUGGCAUUUGAUGAAGUUUCUGGAGAAUUUGAUUUCUCAGAUGAUGAAGUUAAUAUGGAUGAGAUAGAUAAAAUCAUAGAAAAUGCAGAGAUUCUUAAAGAUAAUAAUGUUACAGAUUAUGCAAAUUCGCCCAUGCUGGUUCAUGACCCCUAUGACUGCAAUGUCAAACCUAAACUUACUGGAGCUCCAGGAAUGGUUAUAGACUUAGAUGGUACAGAUGCCGUGGCUCGAAAGAAACUCACUGGUUUAGAACUUUUGAAAGAGCGAUUUUCAUACUUUGCUAAACUCAAGACUCCAGAAGAGCGUGAAAGAGAAAAUGAAAAAAGGUUGAAACCGGGCGCACAGCAUUUAAAAUUAAAACAUGAAUUAGAAGAAAAACUUGCGGAGCAGCGUUCUCUAGAAUGGGCAAAACGCUUAGAAGAGGAAAAACAACAGCAAAUGGAAAUGGACGUUAUAAGAGGUGAUGAAUCAGAAGAUGAAAUCGAAAAAAUUGAAGCUAAUUUGGAUGAAAAAGAUGAAACAUUGAAUGAAGAAUCAUCAGAGAGCGAAGAAAGUGAGGAAGAAAUUCAAGAAAUAAAAGAAAGACCUAGAAAACGUAAUCCUAUGAUAGACGAUGAAGCUGAGGUAUCAGAUGUUGAAGAAGAUGUUCAAAAUGAAGAAGAAGAGCAGGAAAAACAGGAUGGUGAAGCAGAAGAAAAUAAUGAUGAUGUCAAUGACGAUACAAGUGAGGAAUCAUCUGAAUCCGAAGACGAGAGUGAAGUGACAACUAAAAAAGGGAGGAUUUUAAAAGCAUUUGAAGAUUCAGAUGAGGAAGAUGAAGUACCCAAAAUUGAUAAUAAGACGGCGGAAGAGACAAUAUCUGAUGAAAAUGAUGUUGACAAAAUUGCCAUAGAAUCAAAUGAAAAUAUAAUUAAUAUAGAAAGUCAAGCUAUUUUAGAUUCCCAAGAUGAAGACCUGCAGUUAGCGCAAAGACACAAAUCGUUUUCUGGCAAUUUGUUUACAAGCCAAGAAAGUGCUGUUCAAACUCAGAAUAAUGUUGACAAUUCUAAUGAAGAGACUGAUAUUGGAACUCAAACAUUUUCGAUUUUAAAUAGCACAACCGCCAGUAUGGCUAUGGAUUUGGAUGCCCACGAAGACAAGACUGUUGUUUCUGAAACAUUGCCUAAUGACGACCCAAGUCUGGAUGCAGUAGUAGGCAUGUGUUCCGGAAGUUUCACACAAAACGCGCUCGACUCACAAUUCCCAACUACUGGUUUACCUGUUGGGGAUAAAUUAAGUGUGAUUUCGGAGACGCAACAAAAUGAUGAGCCUAAUUUGGAUGCGGUAUUAAACAUGUGUUCUGGAAGUUUCUCUCAAAAUUUAGUGCCAUCAGAAUUACCGUCAGAAUCACAGCCAAUUGGCGAGGAAAUAUUAAAUUUAUGCACUGGAAAAUUCUAUGACAAUCAAUUUGUAUCCCAAACUAAUGAUAAUAAUACUGAUAACACCUCUCAAAUAUUACCUACAAUACGAAAAAAUGAUAAACCUGUAGAGAAAAAGAUAGAAGAUAACAAUUUGAAAUCAAUACUUGAUGAAUUAAAUGAUCCAGAAUUUGAAGAGCCAAGACCUAAGAAAUAUUUUGUGGAUUCAAAUAAAGAGGCACCUAUCGCUCAAUUUAAGAAAAAGUUUAUUAUAGAUUCGGACGAUGAAACAAAAAAUGAUAUGCCUGAUAUCAAACAGAAGAAGAAAAUUAAAAAGAAAAAGCUUGAGCAGAGGGCAUUACAAAUAUCUGAUGAUGAAGACGAUGAAUCUAACGGAGAGUAUGAAAAUGUUGAAGAAAAAGAAGAAGAUUAUUUGUCUGACGUAGGGGAAGAUCCUGAAAGGCUGGUAGAAUAUGAUUCUGAAGAAAACGAGGUCGAAGUGAAGCCCCAAAAGGAGAGAAAGAUGCGUAAAAUUGGCGAAUUCUUCGAACAAGAAGCCGAGUUGACAUCGGAGGACGAGUGGGCGGGGUCGGGCGACGAGGACGAGGCCGGCCUCGACCGCAUGGAGCGGGAGGAGGGCGACAGCGACACCUUCAGCCAGAGGAAGCUGCAGCGGGAACUCGGACAGAUACACAUGCGAGAUAUGCUUGACCAAGACAAAAGAGAGGUGAGACUGAUUCAAGAGCUCUUGUUUGAGGACGGAGACCUCGGCGAUGGGCAUCGUCAACGCAAAUUCAGAUGGCGAAACGCAGACGGCGAGGAAGAAGAAGGCACGGUCCCCGGCGAGUUAGCCGACACACAAGAGGAGGAGUUGGAGUCUGAAGAGCAGUGGAGGAAGCAAAGGCACGAGAGAGAAGUUUUCUUGCGCCAAAUGCAAAAACAAGACGAAGAGGAACUGAAUAUCAGCAUAAACAGAACAACUAUAAUUAAAGCUAAUCUAUGCUCUAGAACAAUGUCAAGUCUCCUCUCUGAAGCCAAAAAAUCGACCAAUGAAGACAGCAGUGCAAAGACGGAUAGCCCCGUGGCCCUUGAAAAGAAGUCUUCUAAAGAUAUACCUAGCCCAAAGAAAGCUUUUACUGUUUUCCAGCAAAGCUACCACGGCUCCCUGCUAACGCGUAGUGGCGGCGCGCUGGCCCGCCUGGCCGCGCUCGCCGCGCCUCUAGCGACGAGUGACGACAACGCGCCCACACUAGCGCCCUCUAGCAAAAGAAACUUCGUCUUCGCGACCCUUAGUCCUGCUGAUCCGGAGCCUAAGGUGUCAAAAAGAAAAGCUGAAACAAACACCGGUACUCCAAGAUUAGUGAAGAAGAUGAAGACUGAAGAAAAGAAAAAGCCGCCUAGAAGUAGCUUACUUGAUCACCUUAAAGUGUAGAUAAGAGUAAUUUAAAACAUUUGUAUUUCAGCUAUUAAUCUUGACUAUAGGUAUAUUUCGUAUCAUUCUCUUUAGCCAAUCCCAUAUAGGUAUAUAUGUAUAAUUAUAUCCCUUUAUGUUAGUGACUGAAAAGAAAGAUAACAUAUUAUUUUAUUAUUGUUAAUAUGAAACUUAAAUAUUGAAAUAAAGUAUUUUACACUUA